CUGCCCCGGGCCUAGCCCCGCGGGAAGGACCCGGGGCCACGGCGGGGAGACUGGAAGGGCCUAGAACCGCGCCCGGGCUCCUCUGGGGACCGAGUCUCCCAAGGGGUCGCUCCUGCUAGCCAGCCGGGAGCGACAGGCACCGUUUUUGUGCCUCCUCCGUGGCUGUGGACUGGAGCCCUGUAGCCCGGGACUCGCACAUGCAAGUCUCUGGCGAGGCAGCGGAAGGGACGAUCCCGGGGCGACCGCCGACCCCGGCGAGGACCCCAGCCCGUCCCCCUAGGGGCCCCGAUGAACGAGGACUUCGGGGUGCCCCCUCCCCAGCACGUUUGUGCGAUUUCUGUGAUCUAGUCCUUAAGAAAGGUGGCCGUUUUUUUUUUUUCCCCCUAGGAUGCAGGAAGUAGAUGACAUUCCAUCCACACUGUGUGAGCAAAUUGGAGAGAGUACCUUGAUAGAGGACUGAUGUUUUUCACUGAUGAGAUGGUGACCAAAAGCCAGCCCCUCUUCGAGUGGAACUCUUGCGUGUUGACCGGCCACUCUCCUGUGCUCUGGAUGAUGUCUGAACACGACCUGGCGGAUGUGGUUCAGAUUGCAGUGGAAGACCUGAGCCCUGACCACCCAGGUACAGAGCUGUGGGACAUUGUUUUGGAGAAUCAUGUAGUGACAGAUGAAGACGAACCUGCUUUGAAACGCCAGCGACUAGAAAUCAAUUGCCAGGAUCCGUCUAUAAAGUCAUUCCUGUAUUCCAUCAACCAGACAAUCUGCUUGCGGCUGGAUAGCAUUGAAGCCAAGUUGCAGGCCCUGGAGGCCACUUGUAAAUCCUUAGAGGAAAAGCUGGAUCUGGUCACGAACAAGCAGCACAGCCCCAUCCAGGUUCCCAUGGUGGCCGGCUCCCCUCUUGGGGCAACCCAGACGUGCAACAAAGUGCGAUGCGUCGUCCCCCAGACUACAGUAAUACUCAACAAUGAUCGGCAGAACGCCAUUGUAGCCAAGAUGGAAGACCCCUUGAGCAACAGGGCACCGGAUUCCCUGGAAAAUGUCAUUAGCAACGCUGUGCCUGGGCGUCGGCAGAACACCAUUGUGGUGAAGGUGCCGGGCCAAGAAGACAGCCACCAUGAAGACGGGGAGAGCGGCUCGGAGGCCAGCGACUCGGUGUCCAGCUGCGGACAGGCGGGCAGCCAGAGCAUUGGGAGCAACGUCACCCUCAUCACCCUGAACUCAGAAGAGGAUUACCCCAAUGGCACCUGGCUGGGCGACGAGAACAACCCCGAGAUGCGGGUGCGCUGCGCCAUCAUCCCCUCUGACAUGCUGCACAUCAGCACCAACUGCCGCACAGCCGAGAAGAUGGCGCUCACGCUGCUGGACUACCUCUUUCACCGCGAGGUGCAGGCCGUGUCCAACCUCUCGGGGCAGGGCAAGCACGGGAAGAAGCAGCUGGACCCGCUCACCAUCUAUGGCAUCCGGUGUCACCUUUUCUAUAAAUUUGGCAUCACGGAAUCCGACUGGUACCGAAUCAAGCAGAGCAUUGACUCCAAGUGUCGCACGGCGUGGCGGCGCAAACAGCGGGGCCAGAGCCUGGCGGUCAAGAGCUUCUCGCGGAGAACGCCGAACUCAUCUUCCUACUGCCCCUCAGAGCCGAUGAUGAGCACCCCACCUCCCGCCAGUGAGCUCCCGCAGCCACAGCCGCAGCCGCAGGCCCUGCACUACGCGCUGGCCAACGCUCAGCAGGUGCAGAUCCACCAGAUCGGAGAAGACGGACAGGUGCAAGUAAUCCCACAGGGACACCUCCACAUCGCCCAGGUGCCGCAGGGGGAGCAAGUCCAGAUCACGCAGGACAGCGAGGGCAACCUCCAGAUCCAUCACGUGGGGCAGGAUGGUCAGGUGCUGCAGGGCGCACAGCUGAUCGCUGUGGCCUCCUCGGACCCCGCGGCGGCGGGCGUGGAUGGAUCACCGCUCCAGGGCAGCGACAUCCAGGUUCAGUACGUGCAGCUGGCGCCAGUGAGCGACCACACGGCCGGGGCGCAGACGGCUGAGGCCCUGCAGCCCACGCUACAGCCGGAGAUGCAGCUCGAGCACGGGGCCAUCCAGAUCCAGUGAGCGGUGCCCGCGGUACGAGGAGCGCCCGGCACCAGGAGCCCCUCGCUGGCUCCGCCCAUGGCCCGGCCCCCAUGCGCCCUGCUCUCUCGGCCUCAGCACAGGCAGCGGCUGCACGGGUUCUGCUGAAGUGCGUCUGAAGGCUGCUGCCUCCGCGGGGAAGAGCGCCCUAUCAACUGAAAGAGCAGUCGCCGCCGCCCCCAGCCGGAGACCUUUCGUUUGAGUCAUGCUGUUGGUGUCGGAGGACGGAGGGGAGGCACAGUGCGGAGAGCGUCGCGUAUGCGCGGGAAAUCAAGAACUAUGAUAUUUUUCUGUUUAAACAGCUUUUUUUAAUUUGCUAUGGUGUUUGUAACAAAAAAGAAAAUUUGAAAAAAAAAAUCCCAGGGGAGUAGCAGGAGCCCUUUGCUGUGUGCUCUGUCCACUGUCAUGAGACAGGAGCCCUUUGCUGUGUGCUCUGUUCAGUGUCAUGAGGCAGGUGUUUGCAAAGCCAGCUCUCGGUUCCGAUGGGGUAUUGCUGACCUACUUUUCUAGGGGAAAUGCUCUCAAACACUGUAAUUAUGCAUUUCUAAUUAAAUAAAAUGUAUUUAUGACCACAA
Macaca mulatta (Rhesus monkey) is the source of this 2687-nucleotide messenger RNA. It is a transcript of the gene BANP, whose product is annotated as BTG3 associated nuclear protein. Gene Ontology annotation, biological process: negative regulation of protein catabolic process; protein localization to nucleus. The record is from RefSeq and is a predicted model, not a curated record. Gene Ontology annotation, molecular function: DNA binding. Lineage: Eukaryota; Metazoa; Chordata; Mammalia; Primates; Cercopithecidae.